This is a messenger RNA of Solea solea (common sole), 1131 nucleotides long. RefSeq lists its product as uncharacterized. Gene Ontology annotation, molecular function: glycerophospholipid phospholipase A1 activity; A2-type glycerophospholipase activity. Gene Ontology annotation, biological process: N-acylphosphatidylethanolamine metabolic process. The coding region runs from base 63 to 1004 and encodes 313 amino acids. The transcript is spliced from 6 exons. Lineage: Eukaryota; Metazoa; Chordata; Actinopteri; Pleuronectiformes; Soleidae. The record is from RefSeq and is a predicted model, not a curated record. Gene Ontology annotation, cellular component: cytoplasm.
GAAAGUAUCAGCUGAUUUGAGUCACAGUCUGUUCUGCCUUUGAUAGGUGAAGAGGUGAAGACAUGGGAUUGUUCCAGUCUGUUUUUGACAAAUCACUGAAUCCUGGAGACCUGAUCGAGGUCGACCGUGGGAAUUAUAAGUACUGGGCCGUUUACAUCGGAGGAAAUGAAGUGGUUCAUUUUGUUACAAAUGAUUCUGGUUCAGACAAGACUUCCUCUAAUGCAGAGGUGAAGCGCGAGAAGCUCAGUGACGUGCUCAAAGGUAACAGCUACAAAGUCAACAAUCUUCUGGACGACAAGUACGAGCCUCGCGACCCUGACGACAUCGUGAAAGACGCACGCAGCAGGAUUGGUCUGAAGUACAGAGUCGUCAAUUAUAACUGCAAAGACUUUGCAACCGAGCUGCGAUACGGCAAACCAGAGUCACGGGAGCCUGACAUGAAUCCUGGAGACCUGAUCGAGAUCGAUCGUGUGGUAUAUAGCCACUGGGCCGUUUACAUCGGAGAAGAUGAAGUGGUUCAUCUUGUUCAAAAUGAUUCUGGUUCAAAGACCAGUUUUUCAUCAUUUGGCAAGACGUCUUCAAAAUCAGAGGUGAGACGCGACAAGCUCAGUGACGUGCUCAACGGCUACAGCUACCAAGUCAACAAUCUUCUGGACGACAAGUACAAGCCUCGCAACCCUGACGUCAUCGUGAAAGAGGCCAAGAGCAGGAUUGGACCGUCAAAGUACGAUGUCGUCAUUUACAACUGCGAACACUUUGCGACAGAGAUGCGAUACGGCACAUCAGAGUCACGGCAGGUAAAUGAAUGGGCUGUCGCAGCAACAGGAACAACAGGACCAGCAGCAGUAGCAAUAGCAGGAGGAGCAGCAAUAGGAGGAGCAGCAGCAAUAGGAGGAGUAGUAGCAACAGCAGCGUCUGUUGUGGCGUUUCCUGUGGGGUUAGUGGUGAUAGCAGGGCUAACUGUGGCUGGGCUGUCACGAAUCUUGGAAAGAAAAAAAAAAUGAUUGAUCUUAUCUUUCCAAAUGAUUGUAUGUUGAUCUCAUGCAGGUAAAUGCAGGAGCACUGUUUAACUGUAACUGUUGUCAAAUCAUGUGACUUUUCCAUAAACAUUAAACUUUCCUUCAUGUGUCA